CUCUAGGAGAUAAAGUUGUGAAACAUAUCAGCACGCGGGCUGAUGGCCCCUCCCCCAGCUGCAAGCCCUCGUUCAGCACUCGCCCUGAAGACGAUAUUCUCUACCUGUGGCGUCUGCAAAGAAAGAUGGAGGCAGCGAGAGUGAGCUCAUGGGCCUUGCUAGCACAGAGGAAGUCACACUCCCCUCCAAUCCACUUGGGCAGGCAGAUUACCAGGUCUGAUGGAGACGUGAAAAAGGACAAGUCAGUGGUCACAGGGUCAUACCCUGAGAGAGAUUGGAGAGAGAGCGAGACACCGACCAGAAACCCCCAACAUAGUCCAGGGAACAAAGCCAGGACUGGUGCUACCUGCCCCGUGCCAAUCCUGAGCGGAGCAGUGUGCCUGUCCGAGGACUGGACAUGUCUACAGGCGGGCACAGGCGGUCAAUGCUGUGAUCCUCAGGCCGCGGAGAGAGAGCCAGCUCAGCGAGGAAGAGGUGACAGUGGGCUCGCACACGGCCUGAGCUCAGCGAUCGAAGGGCAAAGGUCAGCGGACUGUCCCUGCAGACAGCACAGCAAUGGUGAAGGGAGAGGUGACAGUGGGCUCGCGCACGGCCUGAGCUCAGCGAUCGAAGGGCAAAGGUCAGCGGAUGGUUAUUCCAGACAGUGCGGUAUGAGAGGAGGAAGUACUUCAGAAGCAGUGUCUGGUGGCAAGGAGCAGGGACUGGAGCCUCUGCCUGAGGUCUAUGGAAGGGACUGCCCCCAGAGGGGUAGGCGGGCCCAUCAUCAGGGGCAAAGAGAAGCUGGAUGGAGCUCUGGAUUGGAGGCCAGCAGCAGCCAGCCUCCUGUGUCCCUGCAGCCUCAGAAUUUUCGCCAAGUGAGGCCAUGGCAGCAGGACUCUCACCCAUUCACUGGGAGCAGCGGCUCAGACACGGAACAGCAAUCCUCUGAAGGAGAACACGAACACGACAGUGCUUCACCCAAGAACUCAGCAGCGAGGGGACAGCAUCAAGGGAAGCCCGCACCAUCCCAUCGCCGUCAGCAUGCAAACGUUCAGCAGGUGUUGGGACAGGUGGUCUCUGAGAGAAUGUUCCCACGUUGCAAACCAAACCAUCAGAUCAGGAGCAAGCCAAACACAGUUGGCAGAGCCAGGGGCCAUCGCCUACCACCUUCACCAGUGAAUGAAACUCGCCAGACACCAGAGACUGUCACCAAACUGCUUGAAGAAGCUGAAGGUAGCAACACUGCUCACCCAUGAUACACAGGGUAAAGCUCACCCAUUAUACACAGGGUAAAGCUCACCCAUUAUACACAGGGUAACGCUCACCCAUUAUACACAGGGUAACGCUCACCCAUUAUACACAGGGUAACACUCACCCCAUUAUACACAGGGUAACGCUCACCCAUUAUACACAGGGUAACGCUCACCCAUUAUACACAGGGUAAAGCUCACCCAUUAUACACCGGGUAAAGCUCACCCAUUAUACACAGGGUAACGCUCACCCAUUAUACACAGGGUAACACUCACCCCAUUAUACACAGGGUAACGCUCACCCAUUAUACACAGGGUAACGCUCACCCAUUAUACACAGGGUAACACUCACCC
Chiloscyllium plagiosum (whitespotted bambooshark) is the source of this 1583-nucleotide messenger RNA. Lineage: Eukaryota; Metazoa; Chordata; Chondrichthyes; Orectolobiformes; Hemiscylliidae. The record is from RefSeq and is a predicted model, not a curated record.